Messenger RNA from Drosophila miranda, 882 nucleotides. Its product is annotated as C-type lectin 37Da-like. Gene Ontology annotation, molecular function: carbohydrate binding. Gene Ontology annotation, biological process: biological process involved in interspecies interaction between organisms. Gene Ontology annotation, cellular component: external side of plasma membrane. Bases 122 to 736 code for a protein of 204 amino acids. The record is from RefSeq and is a predicted model, not a curated record. NCBI's taxonomy places the organism in Eukaryota, Metazoa, Arthropoda, Insecta, Diptera, Drosophilidae. The transcript is spliced from 3 exons.
AUAUGCAUAUAUACACCACCUGUCUGCACCCGUCCCGCAGUUUUGCAGAGAGGCCAAGGGCUUUUAUGCCUCCUCUCUGACUCUUGUGUCAGGGCCAUCAGUGUAGGUUUUGGACGGAUGGAUGGGAAGCUGCACCCAAAAGAAGUCAACCGAAGAGAGGAAUCAUCACAGUCUUGUCGAAAUGUUUCUGAGAUACACUGGAGUCUUAGCCUUCGCCUGCUUUGGCUUGCUUUCCCUGUCGGGGGCGUAUAAAAUAACACCAUAUGUCAUUGACGGAGUGCCUGGAUUCCUCAACGUAACUACUUCCCCAUUCGUUAAGAUUGGUGAUGGUUACUACUACAUAGAGACAAAGAUGGAAAAGAACUGGUACGACGCUUAUGAAUCUUGCCGCCGAAUGGGCGCGGACUUGAUCUCAUUCGAUAGCAUCGAAAAAUGGAAGUUAAUCAAUCAGUAUCUCAUAAAUACGAACAUUCAGGCUAGAUACUACACUUCAGGCACCGACCUGCAUUUGGAGGGCAAGCACGUCUGGUUCGCUAAUGGCCAACCUAUAACCCUAGAUAUUUGGUAUGCAAAUAACCCAAAUAAUUAUAGAAAUAUGGAACACUGUGAUGAGCUUGGCUUUAAAGAAGAGAACAGAUCCGAGACACCUGGAUUGAAUGAUGUGCGCUGUGAUUUUCCUCUACGGUAUAUUUGUGAGGCACCCAAGCCAAAGACAGCAUCGUUUAUUGUGUGGUAAAAUAUGCGAAAAAUAGAUUACUUUGAAGUAAAUUUAUAUUCGAAAAUAAUUUAAAUAAUUAACGUAAUAAUUGGAGACAAAAAAUUCUUUUCAUAAGAAGUAAAAAAGAAUACAAAAUUGAUUAAAUACCGAAAAAUACCAGAAAA